AUGGUAAUGGCGAGACUCACUGACGAUGUCGACUACGAUGCCGGCGAAACGUCUGAGGAUGUACCACGUCCAUGGCCCUACUCUGGAAAUGAUGAUGCAUACAAUGGACUCCGGACUAGGUGUGUUCCUCUAAGUCUUCAUACCAAUAUGACCAAGUUGCGGAGACAAAUAUUACUGUUCAAGGGCCAUUCAAGCUUUACCGCAAACUCAGAAGUAACGUCCGGGGAUUACACAAAAACUAAGAUUCAGUAUAGCCUCCAUCCUUUAACUUCUUAA
Messenger RNA from Protopolystoma xenopodis, 276 nucleotides. NCBI's taxonomy places the organism in Eukaryota, Metazoa, Platyhelminthes, Monogenea, Polystomatidea, Polystomatidae. The record is from the annotation of a GenBank genome assembly.